AGGAGGAGGAAGCGGAGGAGGAGAUCGCAGUCUAAAGCGUCGUUAUUUGUUCUGAACAGCACUUGAAGAGCUAAUAUGAUCUUGCCGAGUGACGAUGCUUCUUGCAUUUGAGCUUCAGUCCCUCUUUUGGUUUUGCACUGAAAUCCUAGCAGCAUCAGCAGCGGCGGCAGCGGCGGCGGUGAUGCUGCUGCUCGCACAAUGCAAAAGUGCUAAGGAUAGCUGCAGCCUACACACACUGCGAGCCUGCUGCUGCUUCACUUACUCUCAUCACCACCGAGGGAGACAUUACUAUCAGCAACGGAGCAGCGGGAGGCACGAUUACCCGUCAACAAUGUAAAUCUCACACAGGUUCAACAUGAAAGCAGCAUCUAUCAGGAAAAAAGGUGAACUGCAGCACUAAAAUAGCCAAAACUGAGUGGAAACCUUGUAACGAGCACCAUCACCAUCAUCUCUCCUCUCUCCGUCACCCAACAUCAUGGCAAAUGCUGAGGGAACGGGGCAGGCAGGUCUGUCAGACUUGGAGAUCAUCUCCCAGCCAGUGGAGGAUGAGAACCAGUGCCUGGCCCCUCCAGUCCAGCUGGUGAGUUUUGGCUACAGAGAUCUACCACUCGCAGCUCUGGACCUCUCACUGGCUGGCUCGCAGCUCCUCUCCAACGCAGAUGAAGAUGAAAACAGGGACGGGUCCAACUGGUUGAAGCCGUGCUGCGGCCGUCGAGUGUCCCUGUGGCAGGUUUGUCUGCUCAGCGCUGGCUUCAACUGUAUCCUGGUGGCCUGUGUGAUCCUGGUGGUGCUCUUCCUCUCUUUGGAGCUGCUCAUAGACACCAAACUCCUACAAUUUUCCAAUGCUUUCCAAUUUGCCAGCAUUAUCCACUGGAUCAGCCUUAUCAUCCUGUCACUCUUCUUUUCAGAGACUGUCUUCAGAAUUGUAGUGCUUGGAAUCUGGGACUACAUAGAGAACAAAGUUGAGGUGUUUGAUGGUGCUGUCAUUGUGCUGUCCCUGGCCCCCAUGGUGGCCUCUACGGUGGCCAACGGGCCCAGCAGCCCCUGGGAUGCCAUCAGCCUCAUCAUCACUUUACGUAUCUGGAGGGUCAAGAGGAUCAUUGAUGCUUAUGUGCUGCAAGUGAAGGUUGAGAUGGAAUUGGAAAUCCAGCAGUGUGAGAAGACCAAGGCAGUGAGAGAAGAGCAGCUUGAGCGUCUCACUCAGAUCUGCCAGGAACAGGCUUUUGAGAUCAGGCAGCUGAGGGCACAUCUGGCCCAGCAGGACCUGGAUCUUGCGGCAGAACGUGAAGCAGCCAUGCAGAUCCACCGUGUAUGGAGCAAACAGGGCCGGAAUUUUCAGGUUGUGGAGGGCUUGACUCCUGGAGAGUCCGAUGAUGAGGGCAGCCAGAGGAACCCCAGAGAGCCUCUUGCCACUGCAGAUACAGUUGUACGUGACGAUAUGAACAACUACAUCAGCCAAUACUACAGUGAAGCAAGCAGUGAUGCUGGAGCUACUGGCUUAGGUGCCCGGAUCAUCACCACGGCAGCCAUUGACGUUCACCUCCCCAACAACCCAAAUCCCAUCCAGUCAAACCCGAUGCUUGCCAUGGAGAGGGUGGGCAGCGCAAUAAGCGAUGCCUCGACGAGCGUAUCACGUUCCAGUGGCAGCCUGACGGCACGCCCCCACAGCGUGAGUAGCCACACCCCAGGUUCAUCUUUGACAGACUGCAGCAGCAGCACGGCUCAGGACCUCAGUCUGAGCUACAGCUCCCGUCGCUGCUGCCCUCCUUCCUUCUCAGGCCAGGACCCCUGCAGGGACCCCAGCAUGGUGGUGCAGGAGCUACUCUCCUCCCUCUCUGAGGACGCCUGCCUUGCUCAAAAGGGCAUGGCAGUGGACCCGGUCAACCUUAAGCUUCCCAGCCCUACUGGCUCAGAAAAGGCCAGCCCUGAAAUGGACAACAGAAUAAACAUCUUCAACCGCAGGAACCAAGAAGAGAGGCAAGGCCGUGAGAGGGGUUGUGUACUGUUGCAGACCAAGCCUCUGAUCCACCUGCAGGGUAGCACCACUGAGCCAUCCCUAGAGGAGAAGUGCCGGCUCCUGGGACCGGCUGACAACCCUCUGGGGCACAUGCCUGAUACAUAAGCUACAUUUACACAGAAACAGAAGUCUUCUCUCUUUCUUACUGCCACCCUAUUUGGCAUUUGUCUGAACUCUUGUGGCAGGUCACACCUCAUGAGAGGGACCACAUGAGAUUGAAAAAAGGGAUUUUUCUGUUGCUGUGUAAAUCCAGUCUUAGCCAACUGAGAGCAAGCUUGAGCCUUAGCUUCCAGCUAACACUGAUAUUCCUUAACUUGAUGUGUUCAGAAGUUAACAGUAGAAAUGACAAUAAAAACUCUUAGGCCCUUUGCCAUACUGUCCAACCUCCCCUGCUCCCCUGGAUUUAUGAAAUCAGAAAUGCCCUGAUAUAGCACAACAAAGACUAUAACAU
This is a messenger RNA of Scatophagus argus, 2468 nucleotides long. RefSeq names its product transmembrane protein 266-like. The record is from RefSeq and is a predicted model, not a curated record. The transcript is spliced from 11 exons. The coding region runs from base 476 to 2122 and encodes 548 amino acids. NCBI's taxonomy places the organism in Eukaryota, Metazoa, Chordata, Actinopteri, Scatophagidae. Gene Ontology annotation, molecular function: voltage-gated channel activity. Gene Ontology annotation, cellular component: plasma membrane.